Molecule: messenger RNA, 1547 nt
Organism: Vigna unguiculata (cowpea)
Lineage: Eukaryota; Viridiplantae; Streptophyta; Magnoliopsida; Fabales; Fabaceae
Product: protein IQ-DOMAIN 9-like
Molecular function (GO): protein binding
Source: RefSeq, a predicted model, not a curated record
GUUUGUUGAGCCUUUGAUUGAGUGAGACAGAGAAAACAGAGAUUUUUCUCUCGUAUCUUUUUUUGUUUGUUUUCUUUUUCUCCUUGUGAAAUCAAAGCUUGCAUUGGGCCAUGGCAUUCCAUUAUCCAUAUUCAACACCUACCUUUUGUUCCCUUUAAUAUUUCCUUCCUCUUUACUUCUAUCCUGAUAUUAGUGUUCCCCACAUCUUUUUUCCAUCCAGAAAUCUUGUUGCACAAGCGAGGAAGAAGGGGUUGCCUUGGACACUUCUCCCCUUGUUCUCUGGUAUGCCAUCCAUCCCCAGGGUUAUGUUAGUUUGAAAGAAGCUACUUGACAUCAAGAAUGGGUUCAGGUGAUUGGUUUAAGACAAUAAUUAGCUCAAGAAAAUCAAAAGAAGGAAGGUCAAAGAAAGUAAAGACUAAGAUUUAUAAAGGGAAAAAGUCCAGCAGUUUAGCAAAUGGCAUUAAAAGCGAAAAUCUAGAGUCAGCUGGAGUAUCAAUUGAAACUAUUGCUGCAACAAGGAUCCAAACAGCAUUCCGAGCUUAUAAGGCUAGAAAACAUUUACGUCGCUUGAGAGGAUUCACAAAACUGAGAACCCUGACUCAAGGUUUCUCUGUUCAAAAACAAACUAGUACAACUAUCACUCAUCUUCAUUCAUGGACCAAGAUACAGGCUGAGAUUAGAGCUCGUCGAAUAUGUAUGGUGACAGAAGACAGGCUCAAACGGAAGAAACUACAUUCUCAACUAAAACUAGAGGCCAAGAUUCAUGACCUUGAGGUGGAAUGGAGUGGUGGUUCUGAAACCAUGGAGAAAAUCCUUGCAAGGUUACACCUAAGAGAAGAAGCAGCAGUUAAACGGGAAAGAAGCAUGGCAUAUGCUUUCUCUCAUCAGUGGAGGGCCAACUCUAGCCAAGGUCUAGGCAAUUAUGAACUUGGCAAAGCUAGUUGGAGUUGGAGCUGGAAGGAUCGCUGGAUUGCUGCACGCCCUUGGGAAAGCCGUGUCCCCACCAGUGUUGCCAUUAGCCCCAGGAAAGAUCAAAUUAAGAUGUCAAGCAAAGUUAAUAAGGUUAAGAAAUCAUCAACAUCAAAACAACCAGUUUCAGUUAAAACUCCUUCAUCUAAUGCUAAAGGAACUAAACCCUUAGGGAAUCCAAAAGGAACUGUUAAAGCUAGAAGAAGAUUGUCUUAUCCUGCUACAGAGAAAAAAACAGUGGAGGAAGAAAAGCAAUGAGUGUACUCAAGCUGAUGCAAACAACAGAACCAUGCAUAUUUUAUAAAGGAUAUAUCGUUUACCAUUAGCAGUGAAAUUGGUUUUUAAGUGGUUACAGUUACAGUGUGUAUAAAGAUGAAAAGGCAAUCUGUUUUCCUUUAUUUAUUGGAUUGCUUCCAAUUUGUGCAUAUGAAUGCGAGUGAAAUUCAAUCUUAGUGAUAGAAAAUGGACCAACAAACCAGCAUUUGUGUGAUUUGUUGAUUGGUUUUUGUUAUCUUCAAUAUUGUAUAUUUAGUGCAAUGUUGAGACGAAUUAUAGAUAGAUUGACAGUUCUUUCUCCC